Messenger RNA from Rosa chinensis, 1826 nucleotides. RefSeq lists its product as uncharacterized. The coding region runs from base 1 to 1818 and encodes 605 amino acids. Gene Ontology annotation, cellular component: nucleus. The record is from RefSeq and is a predicted model, not a curated record. Lineage: Eukaryota; Viridiplantae; Streptophyta; Magnoliopsida; Rosales; Rosaceae. Gene Ontology annotation, molecular function: DNA binding. Gene Ontology annotation, biological process: DNA repair; DNA recombination; DNA replication. The transcript is spliced from 11 exons.
AUGGAUGAAAAUGAUAUGAAACAGACAACUGAAGCAGUGAAGCUAAACCAGAAUAUCAUCAGCAAGAGUCCAAACAAAAUGAACACUGCAGAUGAUUCUACAUCACAAACAAACAGUGUUAAAAAGGGAUUAAUUAGUCUUUUUGAUUCCUUCAUGCUUUGUGCUUUCUGUGCAAAUUGUUGGUUAACAGUUGUACGAAACAUAAAGCCUAGAAUAACAGCUUUCUUAAAGCUAGCAAAUUUGCAGUCAACAUUGAAAAACGAAACAAUGAGCCCAACAUUACUACGCAACAUAACAGGUUUUCGUUCGGACUUCAGUAUAAGAGCCCGAGUCAGUAGACAAUGGAGACCAAAGAAGUUCAACACUGAGAUACGAGUCAGUAGACAAUGGAGACCAAAGAAGUUCAACACUGAGAUAUAUGAUGGCCUGCAUUAUGUUUUAGUAGAUGAGAAGGGUGAUGCGAUUCAUGCUAUCAUUGAAGAAAAUAACUUCCCUUAUAUGACCAACAAGAUGGAACAAGGAAAAGUCUAUGAUAUUUCCCUGCUUCACACUCGAAAUCACCAAAAAUCCAACUAUAAAGUCAUCGAUCAUGAAGCACAGGUCUUUUUCAACCAGAUGACAAAAUUCACAGCAGUUCAGGACACUUUCCCGCUUAUCCCACUGCAUUCAUUUAGGCUUCUGGAAUUUGAUCAAUUGGGUGCAGAGCUGAAAAAACAGAAAGAAGGGCCACUGAAUCAGCAAAUAGUGCUGUCAGUAUUUCUUUUUACAAUAAAAGAUGUUUACGGUUGUGUCAAAUCAAUUGUACCGGAACAUCGAAUUCCUGUCAAGAACAAUGAAAAACUCGAGUCCAUCUGUGAAAUCACAAUGGAAAACCUGAGAAGAGAAGAUCUCAAUAUCACACUUUGGGGUGAUACUGCAAGAGAAUUUAACGUAGAAGCUGUCCGAAGUUUGACUGUACCAGUGCUCGCUGUUUUCACCAGUUUGAGAGUCACUCUCUUUAAAGAGCGAAUUACACCAUCAAGUACAAAUCACACUUGCUUCAUCAUUGAUCCAGAAGUUGCACAAAGGGAUUUAUACAGAAACGAGUUCUCAAGGCCAGGAGACAAGGUUAAGAUAAUUGCAAAUUCAUUCAAGCAACUAACACAAGCAGAACUCAAGGAUCAACAGAGAAAGACUGUUGCUGACUUGAAUGCACUUGAUCCAGACCUAUAUGCGAAAGAAACAGUCUACUCCAUUGCUUCAAUAUGUAGAUUUCCUACGCAUAGCGGCUGGUGGUACAAGGGUUGUCCAAGUUGCCACAAACAACUGAAGCAAAAAGAAGACUCCAAUGAAUUGACCUGCACUAAGCAUGCGAUCCAGACAGCUUUGCCAUGUUACAGAGUAUAUAUGACAAUCAAGGACAAGGACAAUUAUGCCACAGUGAUAGUCAUGGGAAAGGAAGGUGAACAAUUAUUUGGCAGCACCUGUGAAGAUCUCCUUAACAAGAGAACAUAUCCAACUGAACACACAUUGCCAAAAGAAAUUAAGCAGACAAUAGGACAAACAUACCAGUUUCACAUUAAGGUUAAUCCUAACAGUGAACUGGUUGUCAAAAAUAUUGUCCCAGAUCCAGAAGCCUCUCUCCCACUGACAGAAAAAGAGCCAACAAGUGACACGCCAGAUCAGCUUCUCUCAGAAAUAAAAAGAGGAAUCCAUGCAAGCAAAAGAGCUCUAUUUACUUCUGAACCACACAAAACAAGUAAGAGGCAAUCUGAACGGGGAACAACCACAUCAUCAUCAGGAAAAGGAAAGCUGCCUCAGAAGGAUAAAUAUGUCUAAACAUCAGU